CCCCUCUGGACGAGGUGCAUUGUGGGGAGGAAAGUCGUUGCCAUUCGACCUCUGCGGGGCCUGCGCGGACGCAGCGAGAACCCUGAAAUUCAUUAUGCGUUUAAAACCUUUAUUUAUUUCCGCAUAACCUACAUACUCUCACCGGGAGGGCCGAGCGGAGCGCAGAAACGACGACGGUCCAUCUCUUUCGGGAAACACAUCGGUUAUAAACACAGCAUUUUAAUCGGAGGAGGGGGAUACUGUUGAGAAAGUGAAGAUUCUAACGUAUAUUAAGAAAAAAAAUGUCCGGUGAGAGAAACCGCAGGUCGCUGGCUUUCCGAGGAGGUGGAUUAGCUGGGUUAACGGGUUCCAGUGGUAUCGGUGGGGGGAACUGUAACAGCUGGGAGGCCCCGGCCUGUCAAGAUCGACAUUUUAACGGGAACAGGCCGGAUCAAGAGGAGGACAGGGAUCUGGGGGCGAAAGGACCGUCGCAGAAGAGAGUGGAGGGCGCUGGAUCUGUCAGCGAUAGCACGGAACCCGAGGCGGAGGAAGAAGAGGACCCGGAAGGGGGCAGUCGGGCAGCUGGGGACGGCGACGAUCGUGUCGACUCGGUGGAAGCGGAGGACGGGUCCGGGGACGGGAAAAGCUGGGUUGCGGGGAACGGUCACAACAACAGCGCCGACGGCCAGGAGACUGCCAGGGGAGGGAUCGAGACGGGAUCCAGGAAAUCUGGGGUAGAGAUGAGACCGCAGACGCUGCUUCAGAAACACUCGCUUUUCCACGCUUCGUGGUUGCAAGAAUUUCCAUGGCUCAAAUUUUGCCAGGAGACUGGACUCAUGUCCUGCUCCUGGUGUCACAACAUUGCCACUAAAAACAGCGACGAGCUCGUCAAAGGCAGUCGCAACUACAAGAGGGCCUUGCUGCUGAGACAUCACCUGUCUUCUGAGCACGGGAGAAACGAUCCCACCAAACAGGAGACACUGAGGCCCUCGGACAACACCAGCCCCUCCACUAACUGCACAGAGGAAGACUACCGCAACAAGCCCAACGAGAACUCCUACUGUUACCAGCUUCUACAGGAGCUGGACAAGCAACGCAAAAGUGGCAUCCUCUGUGACGUCAACAUUGUCGUCUCGGGCCAGGUGUUCCGCGCGCACAAAAACAUCCUGGUCGCAGGCAGCCGCUACUUCAAAACCCUCUACUGUCUGACCAAGAGCGAGACCCAGGACCAGACCACGGUCACGCACCUAGAUGUUGCUGCUGUGCAGGGCUUCUCGGUCAUCCUCGACUUUCUCUACUCUGGGAAUCUGCUGCUCACAAGCCAAAAUGCCAUUGAGGUGAUGUCAGUUGCUAGUUACCUCCAGAUGACAGAGGUUGUACAUUCUUGUAGGGCUUUCAUAAAGGAUGCUCUGAAUAUCAGCAUCAAGCAAGAAGCUCCCGAUUCCGUGGUGGUGGACUACAACAAGAGGCAGAUGGUGGCCAAAGAGGGACAGAGAGGGCUAGACCGUAAGCCAAGUAACUUCUGGGCGACAAGCAUCCUGUCAAAGCUAUCAAUCAAGGCCAGCAGCAAUCAAGGGAAGGAGGCAAUGGAAGAAGAUGACGAAAAUGGCCGCGUGAAAGAGGAGACGAGUGAUAUAGAAGUCACAGUGGUCAGGGGUGAGGGCUGUGCCCUUGUAACCCCCGGAGCCUCUGGUAGCUGGACCCACCAAAACGACAACUCAUCUGAUUCAGCAGAGACCAAUGAAACACGGGCGACGAGUGGCCAGACGCGGGUCUUCGUCUGGAACGAGCCAGCCACAGGCGGCACGGCCGCAUCACCCGCAGCAAUAAAGCGAGAGGCACCGGAUGCUGCAGCUGGAAGUGGACGGAGGAAAAAACAAGCUACAACACGGCGGUUUGUCUACAAUUUCCCACCAGAGCCUGAAGAGGGAUUCGAUGAGGGGAUGUUCAUCCAGCCUUCAGCCUCCUACCCCAGAGAGGACUUCUCCUCGCUGUCCGAAAAUGCUGAGCUGGCCAAUCAGAUCCAGUAUAGCAUCAUGCAAGACUUACAGCAAGGGGAGUCCUGGGAGAAUGGCGAGUCCUCACACCUAGCCCUCAAUAAGCUCAAGUGCCCCCACUGUAACUACAUCGCCAAGCACCGUCGCACACUCAAAAGGCAUCUGAUCAUCCACUCAGGUGUACGCUCUUUCAGCUGCGACAUCUGCGGCAAGCUGUUCACCCGCCGUGAGCAUGUAAAGAGACAUUCCCUGGUUCACAAGAAGGACAAAAAAUACAAGUGCAUGGUAUGCAAGAAGAUCUUCAUGCUUGCAGCAAGCGUCGGUAUCCGCCACGGCUCGCGGCGCUACGGCGUGUGUGCAGACUGCGCCGACUCGCACCAGGCCACUCAGGAGGGCCUGGAGGGCAUGGAGUUUCCUCGGGACGAAGACUUUGACGGGGAGGAAGGGGAAGAAGUGGAGGGCGAGGAACCUGCUGAGAACGACCAAUCAAAUUGGGGCGAGGGCAACGCUGGUGCUGCCCCGGAAGAGGACUAAAAAAAAAACAAAUACAUUUUUAACAAGCUUGAGAAACAAAAAUGAAUAACAGUUGAUGUUUAAUAUAUAUGUAUACAGAAAUCUAGCUGGUAAACAAUCAACUCCAAAGUGCUAUCAAACCUUGAGGUUACUUAAUUGUGCAAGUAUAUGACAAAGAGUUGGAAUUUUUUUUUUUUUUUUUUUUUUUUUUUUUUUAAGAAAAAAAGCUUUGCGGGAACUCCAAGAUGUACAGAUUUUAUUAUUGCUCAAAUGUGUCCAACUCUGGGCCCAGCGCCCACAAGAGAACGAUUUAAUGACGAAUAACGUGAUGAAUCAGGUCUUUGGUGAUGUAUUUUAUUUCCUGUUUUGUUUUUUGUUUUCGGGACGGGUGGGCGGGCAGGAGUCGGGUAGGGUGAAGUAGUUUUUGAGUUGAGUUAGGCCAAUCAUCUAAACAAAGAAAUGUUAAUUAUUUAAUUUAUGAAGAGAGGUCUUUAUGGUCUUAUCAGAUUCUAUAAUUUGUUUUGUUCUAUUGUUUUUUUUCCUUGUCUGCGAGCAGAGCCGUAGUAAGCCGUCGCUCUCUGCUCCGUCUGAGCGUGUGUUGUAGAAGUACACAGAAAAAGAGCAUUACUGUCCACAGGAAGAUUUUACCUUGCUCUGUAGAUUUUUUUCUUUUCUUAGAUGCGCUAAAUAUUAUUCUUUUCUGUGUUUUAUGUUUUUGUUUGGUUUUUUUUCCUUCCCUGCACAAAAUCUUGGAACCAAAAAAUCUGUUUUGCGACUCUAAUGUAUUACAGCCAUAUUUAUGAUUAAUUUAAGAGGGCUGUGAUAUUGUGCCAAACAGACUGCACACCAAGAUUAAGCAGGAAACAAAAACUACUGAAUUUAAACAAAAAAAGAGGAAAAAAAAAAAGAUGAGUGAGAGAAAGAUGAUGUUAGGUUUGUUGUUAAGCGGGCGGGUGGGGGAAGAUGAUUUAAAAAACGAAUAAAAAGAAAGUACAAGGGGAAAUGUUAUUGCUAGCUUUACACAAAUCACGGCGUCACAGUAACACUUUAUUGUUAUUAUUAUUAUUAUUAUUAUAAUACAAAAGCAUUUGAAUUUCACUUAAAGCUUGAAUUUUGCCAAAUGAUGAAACGUUUGGUGCUGUAAUGCUUGUUGCAGAAUACUGGACCUACAGGCUAUAUAUGAUGUUUAUAAUCAUAAAGCUUAAACUGACUCAGUUAUGCAUAUGUAAUCAGCUUAAACUAUAGAAACACUGUUGUGCUACAGCGACUAUCAGGUAUGCUUUGCCAUUGUUUUUAAGCUUUUUUUAAAAGAAAUUUUAUUUAAUGCACACACACGCGCGCACACACACACCCACACAUACACGUGCACCAUUUUUGUAGAACUACCGGCAGUACUUGCAAUUGACAUUUUGAGGACCUAAGUGGACAUCCAUACCCGUUUGUUUAUAUUUGGUACUGAGGUAUAAAGUAAAUACAGUAUAUAUCUAUAUAUUUUGGAUCACUUGAACGUUGGUUGUGAGGGUGGGGGGGUCGGGGAGGCGUGUAGAAAUCAUUGUGUGUGUGAUGUUUUUAAGUGUAAAAGAACUCCAUUUUUUUUUCAUACGAUAGAGAAAUGUCAUCGUUUAAUUUGAUGUCUUUUUUUGUUAAGGUCUGCCAGGUAGAAAACACUUUGUUCCACAAAAAGUGAAGCUCUAUGGCGCCUCAUAGACAUGCACUUACUUUUGCGUUCAUUAAAUAAUUUUCUUUUUAUGUUUCUGUGUUUUGGGGUUUUUUGUUUUGUUUUGUUUUUCUCCCCAAAAGCGGGUCUGAAUGGAACUGUUCUUUUCUUCCAAUGUGCGACUUUUUUUUAAAUAUUAUUAUUAUUAUUAUUAGUUUUUUUUUUUUCUUAUUUAAUAUUAUAUAUAUAUUGACUCCAAAAUGCAAUCAAGACUGUUAAUUUCUAUUUGUCCAACCAAAAUUGUUGUUUGUAAUUAUUGUUGAAAUAUAAUGUAUGAGAAAAGCCAGGUGAAUACUUGCUUAGUGUAGAAGAAAAAAAAAUCCUUGCUCGUGUCUGUUAAUUGUUGAGAUUUUUUUAAAAAUGUCUUUAAUGCUACAGAAUCAUUCACUUUACCCUAGAAACAGAUUUUAAUUUUUGUCCUUUCCACAGAUGUUUUUGCUUUCUCCUUUUUUUUGUUAUUAUUUCUUUAAGCACAUACUUUCUAAAGAAACACGGAUUGUUUGCGGGUUAAAACCUUGGAACAGCAGUAUCUGUUCGUAUGCAGUCGAAUAUACAGUAUAGUACUGAAGUGCUGAUGAUACAGAAGAUGUGUAACUUCCCUUCACACUCAGUGGAAGAUGAUAUAUUUUAGAGAUAUUCAUACUCUUCGUGUCACUUUUACCUUCAAAUCACUGUGGGAGGGGAUAUAUUACGGAUAUGUUGAGAAUAUAUGAGAUAAAUAUAUAUAUAUAUAUGAAGAAUAUAUUAUUUAACUAGUGGAUUUACUUAAUGGAACAUUAACAGUCGGCUACAAAGCUGCUGUGGCGAUUUAUUUCCGUGAACUUAACCUUCCGCUUUCUCUCGCGCUCUGUUCACGCCGUGUGCUUGUUCAUGACACCAUCCUGUUGUCUUGUUUGUUCUUUUGAUACUAUUUACCAUCCUACUGAUUUUACUGUAAUGAAUGAAACUCAAAACUAUGAUGUAUCAUUUUAGAUUUUAUGCUGUAUUUGUUAUAUGGACAUUAAAAAAAACACACACCAAAAAAAACACGAAAAAAAACCCCGAAAAAAAAAAACCCAGAGCAAAAACACUACAGAUGUAAAGCAGAGGUUUUUUUUCCCCAGCUGUAUUUUUUUACGCUGUUGCAAAAGGUUGUAUUUUUCAAUUUCUCUCGAACUUUAACAGUGAUGCAAAACUCGGGCCGCCGCCUCAGUGCCCUCCGAACACAAAGCAGAUUCAGGUUACUCUUUUUACGUUUUUAUCAAGGGUUUUCAAAGAUGGAACUACAUUCUCCUUUUUUCUGUCUGAAUUGUACUACUGUUCCUCUCUAUACUACAUUUUAAGAAUAAAACUUUGAUAUUGCUUUAA
Messenger RNA from Oreochromis niloticus (Nile tilapia), 5553 nucleotides. It is a transcript of the gene zbtb10, whose product is annotated as zinc finger and BTB domain containing 10. Gene Ontology annotation, molecular function: RNA polymerase II cis-regulatory region sequence-specific DNA binding; DNA-binding transcription factor activity, RNA polymerase II-specific; protein binding. NCBI's taxonomy places the organism in Eukaryota, Metazoa, Chordata, Actinopteri, Cichliformes, Cichlidae. The record is from RefSeq and is a predicted model, not a curated record. The transcript is spliced from 5 exons. Bases 282 to 2510 code for a protein of 742 amino acids. Gene Ontology annotation, biological process: regulation of transcription by RNA polymerase II.